AUGGAUCCGAAUGAUGAAUACCAAACGCCUUUCAAUUCGCGUUACUGCACAAGUGCAAUGAAGCAACUUUGGUCUCCAAGAACGAGAUUUUCGACUUGGCGCCAACUAUGGGUUUGGCUUGCUGAGAGCGAGAAGGAACUUGGUUUGACUCAAGUGACGGAUAAGGCAAUCUCCCAAAUGAAGGAGCAUGUCACCGUUCAAGAUGAUGAGUUCGAGGUCGUUGCUCAAGAGGAAAAGCGACGACGUCAUGAUGUUAUGGCUCACUGCCACGGGUUUGGGUUGAAGGCGCCUGCUGCUGAGGGUAUCAUUCACUUAGGUGCAACAUCCUGUUAUGUUACCGACAACGCGGACUUGAUCUUUCUCAAGAGAGGUCUAGAUCUACUCCUCGACCAGCUUGCGAAUGUCAUAAAAAAGCUUGCGAAAUUUGCGUUGGAAUAUAGAGAUCUACCUUGUCUCGGCUUCACUCACUUGCAGCCGGCAAUGCCCACAACGGUCGGAAAACGAGCUUGCCUAUGGAUACAAGAUUUCCUCAUGGACCUUCGCAACAUCGAAAGAGCCAGAUCAGAUCUCCGCUUUCGGGGCGUCAAAGGAGCAACAGGGACACAAGCCACAUUCCUGAAGCUCUUCAAAGGCGAUCAUGGUAAGGUCGAAGCUUUGGACGAGUUGGUGACUAAGAAAGCUGGUUUUUCUUUCGUGUUCACAAUCACUUCGCAGACAUACUCCCGAAAAAUUGACCUCGAGACUUUGGCCGCUCUAGGGUCCUUGGGAGCGACCUGUCUCAAGAUAGGAAAGGAUGUUCGAUUGUUAGCAUCCUUCAAAGAAAUGGAAGAACCGUUUGAAGCGGAUCAGAUCGGGAGCUCCGCAAUGCCAUUCAAACGCAACCCCAUGAGAUUCGAACGCCUCUGCUCCUUGGCACGAAAAUUGAAGAACCUACCGAAUGACGCCGCUGACACAUAUUCUGAUCAAUGGCUAGAAAGAACCCUGGACGAUUCAGCGAUACGCCGCAUAUCAAUUCCUGAAGCCUUCUUGGCUGCCGAUGCAUGUCUACUUAUCCUUAACAACGUUUGUUCUGGCUUGGUGAUCUAUCCUGCCGUGAUCAGAAAACGUUUAAAUCUCGAGCUUCCCUUCAUGGCCACUGAGAAUAUCAUCAUGGCACUUUCAGAGCGAGGAAUUUCGAGAAAUGUAGCACAUGAAGAGGUCCGUAAGCUUUCCCAAGAAGCAGGGAGACUUGUGAAAGAGGAAGGUAAAGAGAACAACUUGAUCGAGGAGGUAAGGAAAAAUGAAUUUUUCAAGCCGAUCUGGGAGCAAUUAGAUGAUUUGACAACCCCAAGCACGUUCAUUGGAAGAGCGCCGCAGCAGGUGGAGAAGUUUUGUAGAGAAGAAGUCAAUUCAGCACUCAAAUCGUACUCUGAGGUGCUGAGUGGGAAUGAAAAGGCGGAGCUGCAUGUUUAG
This is a messenger RNA of Bacidia gigantensis, 1452 nucleotides long. It is a transcript of the gene ADE13, whose product is annotated as adenylosuccinase ade13. The coding region runs from base 1 to 1452 and encodes 483 amino acids. The record is from RefSeq and is a predicted model, not a curated record. The transcript is spliced from 6 exons. Gene Ontology annotation, biological process: 'de novo' AMP biosynthetic process. Gene Ontology annotation, molecular function: (S)-2-(5-amino-1-(5-phospho-D-ribosyl)imidazole-4-carboxamido) succinate lyase (fumarate-forming) activity; N6-(1,2-dicarboxyethyl)AMP AMP-lyase (fumarate-forming) activity. Gene Ontology annotation, cellular component: cytosol. Lineage: Eukaryota; Fungi; Ascomycota; Lecanoromycetes; Lecanorales; Ramalinaceae.